Messenger RNA from Cylindrotheca closterium, 690 nucleotides. The record is from the annotation of a GenBank genome assembly. NCBI's taxonomy places the organism in Eukaryota, Bacillariophyta, Bacillariophyceae, Bacillariales, Bacillariaceae.
AUGUCGACACCAACCGCCGGAACGCCAUCCCGCAUCCCCAUCUCUCCCAUUGCCUCAGAGGAAGAACGAGAACAAGCACUUCGUGAUUACAAGGUCACUAUCGAGUACAAACAUUUGAAAUCCCAUGCCCCCGGUGGUGUUUAUUUGAUUCCGGCCAUCGAGAACCUCAGGAAUUUCUUUGGAAUCAUUUUCAUUCGUCGUGGACCCUACACCAAUGGCAUUUUCAAAUUUCAACUCAAGUUGCCACCUAAAUACAAUGAUGCCAAUACGUGGCCACAAAUCACCUUUUCCAGCUACGUGUACAGUCCCUAUGUCGACGAGGCCACUGGAGCCUUGGAUAUCAAGAGUGCCUACGCGAAUUGGGAUCCCUCUCGGCAUUAUUUGGUGACAGUCUUGACAUAUCUGAAAAAGAUCUUUUAUUCCAAAAACUUUGCAGACGCCAAGGCCAAUGUGACCGCCAAGGAAUUGGCCGAGAAGGAUCCAGAAGCCUUUCGCAAAAAGAUUGACUCCUGUGUGAGAGAAUCCCAAAAGAACAUGUACACCAAUGACGAAGAUUCGACGGCCAAGUUUACCGAAGAACAAGUAUCCCACCGAGUAUUGAGAGAUUUGCUCAAACAUCACAUUCGAAACGAGUCCCAAGUCACCAAGCAAGCAGUGUUGGCGCAAAUUGACAAGGCACGGAAAGUGUAA